Molecule: messenger RNA, 627 nt
Organism: Oikopleura dioica
Lineage: Eukaryota; Metazoa; Chordata; Appendicularia; Copelata; Oikopleuridae
Source: the annotation of a GenBank genome assembly
AUGAAGCUUUUUGGACUCGUCGCUGCUGCUACCGCUUCUCCUCUCAACUGGGCUGUCAACACCUGGUGGAACGAGGCCCUCAACGUCUACGACUUCGCGAGCAACAACCCUGCUGCCUUCCGCGAUGCCGUCAACUCCGUUGGCGACGCUGCCUACACCCCCUCCUUCCAGUACUGCGGCGGCAACGACGGCAUCGUCUCCGCUCAGGAACUCACCGUCUGCGCGGCUGAGAUCGCCGAAUACGUCGGAAUGAGCCAGAGCUCCCAGAACUUCGUCUACAACUUCGCCUCUAAAUACUGGGACGUCGUCGACACUGAUUCCAAUGGCGCUUUGGACUUUGACGAGUACAAGCUGGCCAUUGGCGCUUUCGCCGCCACCAAUGCCCGAGUCGUCAUCGAUGCUUAUGACAACAACGGCGACGGACAACUCGCCGGUGCUGAGCUCACCGAAUGGAAGAACCAGGCUAUCCAAGCCUUCGGCAACUGGGGCUGGUCCGUUGACGGACAAACCUACGCCGCUCUCCAGGCUGCUUACGCCAACGCCCAGACUGAUGGAGACUUCAACACUUGCUCCAUGCUCGAGAUUGCUCGAUUCCAGCUCAACGCCGGAAACGUCUUCCUCCAGUAA